Messenger RNA from Pieris napi, 2011 nucleotides. RefSeq names its product protein abrupt-like. NCBI's taxonomy places the organism in Eukaryota, Metazoa, Arthropoda, Insecta, Lepidoptera, Pieridae. Gene Ontology annotation, biological process: regulation of transcription by RNA polymerase II. Gene Ontology annotation, cellular component: nucleus. The record is from RefSeq and is a predicted model, not a curated record. The coding region runs from base 112 to 1290 and encodes 392 amino acids. Gene Ontology annotation, molecular function: protein binding. The transcript is spliced from 6 exons.
GUACAGAGUACUCUUUGUAAGUUUGUAGUAUUUUAGCAACGCUGAAUACUCGGUGCGUUGUUUACUUUUUGUAUUUUUUUAUUUUUUACAACUUUUGCAUGAAGGAAUAUCAUGUCGAAUCAAGAAAUUAGUUUAAAGUGGAAUGGCUAUCAGAAUAACAUAUUGUGUAACGUCAAAGAGCUUUUUAAAGACGAAGGAUUAUGUGAUGUCACCCUGGUGUCUGAAGGACUAAGCUUUAAAGCUCAUAAAGUGAUACUAUCGGCUAACAGUUCCCUUUUUAGAACUAUCUUCCAGCAAAACCCCCACAGGGAUCCAAUUAUAGUACUUCAUGACAUCAACACGGACUCUUUAAGGACACUACUAACGUUUAUGUAUAACGGCGAAGUGAAUGUUACCGAGGAAUCUUUACCAAUUUUGUUAAAAACAGCUGAAACACUAAGAAUCUGUGGACUCUCUACAGGUAGUGAAGGUAGCCGUGAUGCUGAGAAAUCAGCUUGUACUACCCAGACAAGCUCAAAAAAACGUAAAAAGAGUGAACAAGAGGACAAUAAUAACAAAAUUAAAAAACCUUCCAUCAAUGCGAAAGUUGAUGCAUGUAAUUUAAGUCCUGAUAUAAAAAACAAUAAUAUAAUGCCGAAAGUGGAACCUGUUGAUUCGCCUCUUACUGAUGACUCUGGUGAAAACACAAAUGAUACUGACAUAGCGAUUCUUGAUGACAAUAUGGAUAAGAAAUACUCUAUCACCUCUUCACCGAAAUCCCACUUUAGUGACACUAAUGGAAAGAAGUGCAUUAACGAAGUCAGCAGUACUCAGCCAUGUUUAAACACUUGUGAUAAUGAUGAUAAAGAGAUUGAGAUUGAUAAGGAAGUGGAAACUGUAAUUCAGAGUGGAACAAUAGUGGAAUCACUUAAUAUAGCCACAGAGAAUUUGAACUUGUUGUCAAAUGAGGAUAUUAAAGAUAAGUCCGGUACUUCCUAUGCAAAUCCAUCGUUUCCCUGCCCAUUCUGUCCACGAGUCUACAAUAGCUGGGGAUAUCGACGGCGACACGUAAAGUCUCGACAUAUGACUAACAGACUAUCCUGCAAAUGGUGCGUAUCUGUAUUACCAACAACUGGAGCGUGGUAUUCCCACGCCACCAAAACCCAUGGGGUUCCCCACGAAGAAGCCAGAAACUCACUUGUUGUGAUGGUAGAAGCUCACGCUGUUUUGACCCUGAACGAGCCUAGUGUAGCCCAAUUAUUGGGACAAGUAGGCAUGGACCCUAAUGGAACUGUGAGUGAGAAAAAUUAAAUAGCUUUUACAAAUUACCACCAGAUGGCACCAACUUGUUUGGUAACUAUCAAAUAUCGAAGGAAAAGUUUUAAUAAAAUAAUUAUACGUAUAUAAAAAUGUCAUAUUUAAAAAGAUAGUAUCUUCGAAUCCUAAAAUAGAUAUAACUGACAUUGUAAAGAUGAUUUUCGCAACGCCAUCAACAAUAUACAAAUACAAAAUAUAAUAUUUUACUUUAAUUAGAUAUUUAUACAUUUUUACCAAUCGCAGCGCGUAAAUUUACCAAAUUAUAAUCUUUAAAAGUAAAAACUGAAAAAUUAAAAUCUUACAUUACUUGUCAAUCUGUGGCUUGUUGGCUGUGGCAGUUGGCUUUAAUUUUAUUGGGAUUUUAAUAUAAUCAUUUUUUAAUAUUGCAACCGGAGAUCGCUUUGACAGGGGCGCCAUCUGGUGGUGCGAAAUGAAUUUGUUUAAAAUCGUAUUGUGCUUUGUAGGAACUAAAAUAUGAAUUUUUGACAGAUAUAUGAAGCUAUAUGAGGCAUAUGGUGCCUUCUGCCCAUUUCUAUAAAAUAAAUGUUUUCGAACGGCUGUAAUUUUUGUCUAUUUUGAAAAUUUAAAUUACAAAUAAUGGAAAACCUUUCUGACUUAAACAAAUAAUAUCUAUUCAUACUUUGCGUUUUGAGACGUUUUUUAGUUUCCUACAAGUCACAAAAUUUUUGUUUUUCGUAUGAAUUUUACUAUCAUA